Messenger RNA from Mirounga angustirostris (Northern elephant seal), 1495 nucleotides. RefSeq names its product jumonji domain containing 8 (gene JMJD8). The coding region runs from base 19 to 897 and encodes 292 amino acids. Gene Ontology annotation, cellular component: cytoplasm. NCBI's taxonomy places the organism in Eukaryota, Metazoa, Chordata, Mammalia, Carnivora, Phocidae. The transcript is spliced from 10 exons. The record is from RefSeq and is a predicted model, not a curated record.
GACGAUGGGACUCCCGGCAUGCCUCGCGGCGGCGGGCUCAUGGCACCAGGGGCGCGGCUGCUCUUCCUGCUGGCCGUGUGGACGCUGGCUGUUCUGGCCCGGCGCGGCGCCGGGAAGGCGGGCGAUGGAGGGUGGCAGCGGCCCGGACCCGGGGCGCCGGCGGCCCUGGCGGAGGAGCAGCGCUGCGCCGUGGAACGUCGGGCGGACCUCAGCUACUCCGAGUUCGUGCAGCAGUACGUGCGUCCCCUCGCACUGGCCACCCCUCCCACACCCCACUACGCCUUCUCCAGACCCGUCAUUCUGCAGGGGCUCACAGACAACUCGAGGUUCCGGGCUUUGUGCUCCCGAGAAAGGCUACUGGCCUCCUUUGGGGACAGCGUGGUUCGGCUGAGCACUGCCAAUACCUACUCCUACCGGAAAGUGGACCUGCCCUUUCAGGAGUAUGUGGAGCACUUGCUGUAUCCCCAGGACCCUACCUCCCUGGGCAACGACACCUUGUAUUUCUUUGGGGACAACAAUUUCAGCGAAUGGGCAUCGCUCUUUCAGCACUACUCCCCACCACCAUUUAGUCUGCUGGGUACCACUACUGCUUACAGUUUUGGAAUCGCAGGAGCUGGUUCUGGGGUGCCCUUCCACUGGCAUGGGCCCGGGUUCUCAGAGGUGAUCUACGGCCGCAAGCGCUGGUUCCUAUACCCCCCUGAGAAGACACCCGAGUUCCAUCCCAAUAAAACCACGCUGGCCUGGCUUCAAGACAUGUACCCAACCCUGGCACCAUCUGCAAGGCCCUUGGAGUGCACUGUCCAGGCUGGUGAGCAGGUGCUGUAUUUCCCUGACCGGUGGUGGCAUGCCACGCUCAACCUGGACACCAGUGUUUUCAUCUCUACCUUCCUCAGCUAGCCAGAGUGGGCGGCUGGUGAUGCCGCUGGGCGUGAUGCAUGGUUCCCGCAUGAGCUCAAAGCUGAUCUUGCCACAUAGAUAGUCCGGGAUAUCUCGCUUCUGCAGCACAUGGGGUGAGGUCAGGCACCAGGAUGGGGACGCUGGUCCAACUCCUGCUACCCAGAGGACAGACAGCUUACCUUUCUCUUCUCAUCCACCUGGGAGAAAAGCUCAUCCAUGUCUGCUAAAUACUUGUCCUGCGAAGAACCAAGCAGCUACGCGUGGGCCAGAUGCCCCAUCCCCCUCCCCCGGGCACACGCUCCCAUCACAGGCACGCAAACAUGUACACAUCCACACGUGGGCUGGGGCACCCUCACGUGCUUGGCCUCGAUGCAGGCCUGCUGGGCCCGGAUGUGGCCAUCGUCCUCAUCACCGUCGUGGUUCCGCUGACAUUCUUCUAGUUCCCUGGGGGUUGACCAGGAGCUAGUCAGAAAUGGUCUGGCCAGAAGAGAUCACACUCCACCCCAACCUUGGGCUCGUUCAGGUCUUGCCUUCCCUCCAUCUCCUGCUUGCCAGUAUUGGCCUUCAAUAAACACUUGUGUUCUUGACUCAGAGUUAA